CUUUCUCAUAAAUAUAUACCACUGGACCGGCGGUUGUGGAACUCCUUCCAAGUCGAGCCUCUCGUAGCUAGCUAGUUGCAUCAAUCAAUCAAUCAAAGCAUCCUCAUCAUGGAGCUAAUAACCGGAGCCACCCUCUCCUUGUUCGUCGUUUCAGCAGUGUUGAUUCUUGUUCUUACCUUGCUUAUUAGCCGCCAACUAGCACCACCAGGUUCCAAGAAGAAGCGGCGGCAGCCUCCUGGGCCAUGGCGUCUGCCCUUGAUCGGAAACCUCCAUCAGAUCAUGACGUCAAAGCUGCCCGUCGUCCUCCGGGACCUGGCCAGGAAGCACGGGCCGGUGAUGUACCUUCGGCUGGGGCAGGUCGACGCGGUGGUGGUGUCGUCGCCGGCGGCGGCGCGGGAGGUGCUCCGGGACAAGGAUGCUGCAUUCGCGUCGAGGCCGAGAGUCCUCAUGUCGGAGAUCAGUCUGUACGGGAACCUCGACAUGGCCUUCGCGCCGUAUGGCGCGUACUGGCGGGCGCUGCGCAAGAUCUGCGCGGCGGAGCUCCUGAGCGAGCGGAAGGUGAGGCAGUUUUGGGCGGUGAGGGACGGCGAGACCAUGUCCCUCGUUGCCGGCGUUGGCGAGGCAAGCAGGGGCGGCAAGCCGUUCAGCCUCCGCAGGCUGCUGGUGCUGUGCUCCAACUCCAUAACCGCCAAGACGGCGUUCGGGGAGGUGUGCAGCUCGGAGCUCCAGGAGCAGUUCCUGGCGGUGAUGGAUGAGGUGCUCAAGCUCGGCACGGGGCUCUGCGUCGGGGACCUCUUCCCUUCGCUGUGGUUCCUCGACGUGGUCACCGGGCUGAGAGGCCGGCUAUGGCGAGCCCGCCGGCAGCAGGACGAGCUCCUCGACAAGAUCAUCUCUCAGUCUGAGAUGCGGCCAGGUGAUCACGUCCUCGGCUCUCUGCUUAGCAUCAGGGACAAGGGGGAGAUCGACUCCAUCUCCGUCCCGAUGGAACUGGAUAACGUCAAGGCAAUUAUCAUGGAUAUGUUCACAGCCGGGACCGAGACUACAUCGUCGGCGGCAGAGUGGGUCAUGUCAGACCUCAUGAGGAACCCGGAGGUGAUGAUCAAAGCCCAGGCUGAGGUGCGGCGCACAUUGGACGGUAAGAGCUCCCAAGACCACGAGGGACACAUGGUGGAUCUACACUACACCAAGAUGGUGAUCAAGGAGAGCAUGAGGCUAAACCCAGUGCUGCCUCUGUUGAUCCCCCGUGUCUGCCGAGAGACUUGCGACGUCGGCGGGUUUGAGGUCACGGAGGGCACCAGGGUUAUGGUGAAUGCGUGGGCGUUGGGUAGGAACCCCGAGAGCUGGCAUGAGCCGGAGGAGUUCAGGCCGGAGCGGUUCGAGGAUGGCACGGCGACAUACAAAGGCUCACGGUUCGACUACUUGCCGUUUGGGAGCGGGAGAAGAGUCUGCCCUGGUGAUACCUUUGGGGUUGCCGUGUUGGAGAUCAUGGUGGCACGACUUCUCUACUACUUUGAUUGGAGCCUCCCUGCGGGAGCGCAACCCAGGGAGCUGGACAUGGAGAUGGUGGUUGCCUUAACUUCAAGGAGGAAAAACCCGCUGCACCUAGUGGCGACACCGUAUAAGGCAUGCACAUGUUAAUUGAACGUAAUUAACUUAGGGACGUUGUAUUUGUAUGGAAUAAUAGUGGUCGAGUUUUUUAUUAGGGAACCAUGCAUACAGCACCAACCUUAUUAUCAUAUGCUCAUACGUUGCAAGUAUCA
Molecule: messenger RNA, 1760 nt
Organism: Hordeum vulgare subsp. vulgare (domesticated barley)
Lineage: Eukaryota; Viridiplantae; Streptophyta; Magnoliopsida; Poales; Poaceae
Product: 9-beta-pimara-7,15-diene oxidase-like
Exons: 2
Coding region: 109-1638 (509 amino acids)
Molecular function (GO): monooxygenase activity; iron ion binding; oxidoreductase activity, acting on paired donors, with incorporation or reduction of molecular oxygen
Source: RefSeq, a predicted model, not a curated record